UCUCUUUUUCAAACCCUCUUUACCAUUCUUUAUAUAAACACUCCACAACUCUUACAAAAGUUGAACAACAUCACAACACAACACAACACACCAAAACACAAAACUUAUAACUAACUAUGGAUUGGUUCUCAUGGCUCUCAAAAACAAGCCUUGAGCCAACCCUAGUGUAUGAGUAUGGUCUUACUUUUGCACACAAUGAGCUUGAAGAAGAAGACAUGAUAUACUUCAACCAUGAGUUUCUGAUGAGCAUGGGAAUCUCCAUAGCCAAACACAGGCUAGAGAUUCUGAAGCUGGCGAGGAAAGUGAAGGGAAAGAGGGCACCACCGCGUCCUGUGGCGAGGCUCAUGGUGGCGAUCAAGAGGACGAAGAGGUGUUUGGCCAAUUACUUUCGCACCUUCAUCAGCUGUGAGGAAGAGUCUUCGGCACUUGUUGUGGUGCCAUCAUCGAGAACAAGGCCUUAUGGGACAAGAUGGAAGAGCCAUGUGAUGAAGAGGAAUAACAAAAACAAAAAGUUGAUGGUGGCUAAGCAAGAGAGGCUCUUGCUCACAAAUGGAAGUCCUAACACUUUGCUGCAUCAUGGCCUUGAUGCUUUUACCAGUCCCAUGGUUUACCAUUUCAACAAGGAGGAAAAGAUGGAAGAUGAUGAUGAUGAUCAUGGUGGAUACUGGUCUUCAGCUGCUGCAGAAGAAAUCAGGUGGGAUACCAUGUUCCAGGAUCUAAAGCCAAAUUGAUAAAUUUUUUUUCCUUUCUGGGGUUGAUUCUAUAAUCCCUUAUCUUUCUUUUAUUUCUUUUAUUACUUUUUGGUCUCUUUUUUCGUUAAAAAAUGUCAAGUUGGUCAUCUAGAUUUUUUAAUCUCAGUUUGAUUCUAAUUUUGAAAACUUUGAUGCAAUUUUAUUCUUUUUGUUAAUUUUUUUGAAACGGAUCAAAUUUUUUUUUUUAUCAAAAUUGACACUAUGGUUGUGUUAGUUAUACUAACAAAGCAAACCAUCCUUAUCAACUUCAAUUUUGAUAAAAAAUCUUUGACCUGUAUCAAGAAAUUUAACAAAAAUAACUAAAUUGCAUAAACUUUUUAAAAAUCGAGAUCAAAUUAAGAAUAAAAGAAAAUAGAAUACCAAUUUUACAUUUUUUGAAAAGAACAGAGACUAAAAGUAUAAUUAAUCCCCUUAUCUUUUUGAUUACUUGGUGAGAGAUGGGUUUUUUGGGUUCUUCCACCAGCAUACUUUUGUUGUUGUUUUUAUGAAAGGUGUGGGUCAUGCGGAUAGGUAACUUUAGCAUGCAGGUAUCUGUUUCAGUAAUGAGAUUGUCUACUUUGCUUUUUGUAUGGUCAUGUGAUGGAUGCCCAUUAGCUUUUUUGAUAGGGCAAAAUUUGAAUUAGAUUAGCGUGUUUAUGGGGGGAGAAUGAUUUGAGGUAGAUGUUUAGUUUUGUUACUUUACUUUACCAACUUUGAAACCCCAAUUAAAAAGUUUGGCUUGACUUUGGGUUUGUGCAAUGUAAUGUCUUGUGGUUGACGAUACACACAUUAACAGAGUAUAUUUAGUAUUUAAUACAAUACUUACAACAUUGCCAUUCUUGUGUUUGAACUAAUUCUUCAUUGAA
Vigna unguiculata (cowpea) is the source of this 1597-nucleotide messenger RNA. RefSeq names its product Sterile alpha motif (SAM) domain-containing protein. The record is from RefSeq and is a predicted model, not a curated record. NCBI's taxonomy places the organism in Eukaryota, Viridiplantae, Streptophyta, Magnoliopsida, Fabales, Fabaceae.